ACAGAAAUGGGUAUCCUUCUGGGCAUCCUUUCCUGGCCAAACUCUUCAUCCUGGACUGCUCCCAGCAAUUCCAGUUUCUCUGGCUUGAUGAUUGCAAACUUACCCACUAUUUGGUAUUUGGCUGAGAAAGGGGUCCUGGUUCUGCUAGUGAUUGUGACAAUCUCAUUUUUUUUGUGGAUUUUAUUCACAUACUGGAGGGACAGGUGGCUGACUACUGGGCUGUCACUGCAGAUCUUUGCUCCCUAUGUGCACCUGAGUGGCAUAAGUAUGAUGGUUAUCCUUUCCUGGCCUGUGGGCUUCUACUUAAUCCAUUUGGAAGAAGAAGCUAGAAUCAGAAGAUACAAGAUGGCAAAUUAUGACAGAGAAAAAACCAAGAGAUGUAAUACACUCACAAAGUUGAGAGCUCUACAGGUGGCUAUUGGAUUGCCUUUUUUCCUUAUCCUUUUAUGUCUCUAUGUUAUUCCAUUGGGGAUUCAUUCUCCCUGCAUUCAGGAGGAGGGUAAAUUGGGACCCAAGCCAGACUUCAUUGGACACAGAGGUGCACCCAUGUUGGGGCCUGAGAAUACCAUGAUGUCCUUUGAGAAAGCUGUUGAACAAGGGGCCUGGGGGCUGGAGAGUGAUGUACAAUUAAGUUUAGAUCAUGUACCUUUUCUUAUGCAUGACUAUGACCUGAGAAGAACAACCAAUAUUAAGGAGGUCAUGCCAAAUGCCUCCUUAACACAUCCUAGCUUCUUCCAGUGGAGUUUCCUGUCGACUCUGAAUGCAGGCAAAUGGUUUGUACAGUCACCGUUGAAACCAUUUUACAGAAUGAAAGCCCUAUCAAAGGCUGAUCGUGAAAGAGCAGAAAAUCAGACGAUUCCAAAACUAAUCGAUUUAUUGGAACUUGCACAGAAGGAAAAAAAAUUUGUGAUGUUUGAUCUUAAUGCUCCUCCACGAAAACAUCCUCUCAGAGGCACAUAUAUUCGCCGUGUAGUACGCUUAAUCCUUGACUCUAAAAUUGAGCAACAUCUGAUUUUUUGGUUGCCAGCUUUCGACAGGGAAUAUGUCAAACAAGCAGCUCCUGGUUUUCAGCAAGUGGGCAGGUUAUAUUCCAUUGAACGUCUUAUAAAAGAAAAUAUCAGUAGAAUAAACGUUGACUACAAGAGGUUGUUCUACAGUGGGUUGAGAGAUUAUAAAGCAGCUAACAUCAAAAUCAACUUGUACCUUGUCAAUGAACCUUGGCUCUACUCACUGGCCUGGUGCUCCAAGAUUCACUCAGUGACCACAGACAACAUUCACAUCCUGAGUCAGCUAGAUCAGCCUUACUUCCUCAUGACACCAGGUUACUAUAUGUUUAUGUGGCUUCUCAUGGAUAGUGUUUCUGCGGUUCUCAUUGUUACCGUAUUUUAUUUUCAUUGGUGGAGAGAGCACAAAAAAGAAAUGAUUGAUAAUGCCAGCAUUCACACAGGUAAAUUCAGUGGUAAAGAUCCUGAAAUGCCAUGCACCAGCUGGCAGAGGGUUGAACUGAUGAAAUGCUUAGAGUUGCAGGAAUGGAUCCAUAGCGACCAUGAAAAAAUAAGUUCAGAAAGGCUAGAAGUCCAAGAUCAGUGUGUCAGCAUGUUUGGUUUUUCUGAGGCCUUUCUUGGCUUGCACGUGGCCAUCUUCUUCCUGUUUGCUCAUUCUCAGAGUGUUAGCCACCAAAAGAGAGAACUUGGGAGUCAAGAAUCUUCGAAUUUAUUCAUAAAUUCUCCUUUCCGAGUUGUGGAAAGUCCUUGGACUCUAGCAUCCCUCUACCCAGCUUUAACCAAGAGCACAAGGAAACAUCCAGGCUCUCACCAUCUUUUGGUAGUCCCCAAGAAAAAAGCCAGUGAACCAGAGCAAGUCAGGGAAGCCAUCAAACCACUGAUGCCUCAUGAGGAUGUUGUUAGACAGCUGGCAUCCACCAAGAAGUCAUUUGAACCCACGUGGGAUGAUGCCAGAAAGUAUACUCUCCAAACUGCAUUGCCUCCCCUGAAGAUGAAUAAACCAGCAGUUUCUUCCAUAGAGACCUCUCAGUCUGAAAUAGAACCUGAAAAUAUCCCCAAAAGUAAACCCUCCCAAGAAUCCUCUCUUACCAUGUUUUCUCCCACAUCCAGCAUGUUCUCCGCUGGGCUGGUUUCAAAGAAGAAUUAGCUACAUGUUGCCUUCCUCUUCCUUUUUGUUUCUGUGCCUAAGAGUGGUAAUGGUGGUGACUUGUUAAGAAAGGAGCAGAAGGGCCAUUGAGGCUCUCAGGAGGAUC
Lontra canadensis (Northern American river otter) is the source of this 2257-nucleotide messenger RNA. Its product is annotated as glycerophosphodiester phosphodiesterase domain-containing protein 4-like. The coding region runs from base 7 to 2151 and encodes 714 amino acids. Gene Ontology annotation, biological process: lipid metabolic process. Gene Ontology annotation, cellular component: membrane. The record is from RefSeq and is a predicted model, not a curated record. NCBI's taxonomy places the organism in Eukaryota, Metazoa, Chordata, Mammalia, Carnivora, Mustelidae. Gene Ontology annotation, molecular function: glycerophosphodiester phosphodiesterase activity. The transcript is spliced from 15 exons.